This is a messenger RNA of Rubroshorea leprosula, 2108 nucleotides long. The record is from the annotation of a GenBank genome assembly. Lineage: Eukaryota; Viridiplantae; Streptophyta; Magnoliopsida; Malvales; Dipterocarpaceae.
GGCAGAAGGAAAAAUUUCAGAUUUAUUUGGUUGUCACUGCUCUAAUAUAAUAUGUUAAUUUCUUGUUUGUUUUCAAUAUUUUUACUAUUGUUUUAUAACUUAACAUAUUAAUGCAGCUUGCACAACAACUUUAUGAAGGGAUUCAACUGUCAGAUGAUAAGGCAAUGGGUUUAAUAACAUACAUUAGAACAGAUGGACUGCAUAUAUCUGAUGAAGCUGUUAAGGACAUACGCUCCUUGGUUAUGGAAAGAUAUGGUUCAGAUUUUGCUCCAGAAAAUGCACGGAAGUAUUUCAAGAAGGUAAAGAAUGCUCAAGAAGCCCAUGAAGCAAUUAGACCUACUGAUAUUCAACGGUUACCAUCAAUGCUUGUUGAAAUACUUGAAGAAGACUGCUUGAAGUUGUAUUCUCUUAUCUGGGCAAGGACAAUGGCAUGCCAAAUGGAACCUGCAAGCAUAGAGCAGGUACAACUAGAUAUUGGGAACGAUGAUGGAUCCAUUGUUUUCCGUUCUUCAUGCCCAAGAUUAUUGUUUCUUGGGUACCAAGCAGUUUAUCAGGAUGUUGAAGCUGAAGCAAUUGGGGUUAAGGAUAAUGAAGGGACUGAUCGUGCUGAAACUUUUGAAAUUCUUAAUUCUAUGAAGCAAGGGGAUCUGUUAAGUCUUGGUGAAGUAGAACUCAAGAAGCAUUAUACUCAGCCUCCACCACGCUACUCUGAGGGAUCGUUGGUCAGGAAACUGGAGGAGCUUGGGAUUGGAAGACCUUCAACAUAUGCAACUACAUUAAAAGUUUUGCAGGAUAGAAACUAUGUUACGGUAAAAAGUCGCGUUUUGCAUCCAGAAUUCCGUGGUCGCAUGGUUUCAGCAUUUCUCUCUCACCAUUUUUCAGAGGUUACUGACUACAGUUUUACUGCUGACAUGGAGAGCGAGCUUGAUAAUGUUUCGGCUGGAUUAACUGAAUGGAAAGGACUCCUUAAAGAUUAUUGGACACGAUUUAAAUCAUAUUGUAGUCGUACUGAGAGUGUCCAUAUUCAUCAGGUGGAGAAAAUGUUAGAGAAAACAUUUGAAGAUUUCUUGUUUGCUUCUCUCCCUGAUAAAAGUAGGACUUGUCCAAGUUGUAUGGAGGGCACUUUGAUUUUCAAAGUAAGUAGGUUUGGUGCAGGGUACUUCAUAGGAUGUAAUCAACACCCACGUUGCAAGUAUAUUGCUAAGACAUUGUAUGGUGAUGAUGAAGACGAAGAUACCCCCCAAAAGAGUAACACUGUGGAGGAGCCAAAAAUGCUUGGUCUUCAUCCAAGUUCCAAUGAAAAGGUCUUCUUAAAGAGUGGUCCUUAUGGACAUUAUGUGCAGCUUGGUGAAGACAGGACAGGAUACUUGCCAAAAAGAUCCUCUGUCUCCCAUAUAAAGGAUGUUAAUUCAAUCACGCUUGAAGAUGCUCUUGAUCUGCUUCGUUACCCUGUGACAUUGGGAAAUCAUCCAAAAGAUGGGCAGCCAGUGGUUAUGAAGCUUGCCAAGUUUGGAUUUUCUAUUCGCCAUCGACGUACCAUUGCUUCUGUUCCCAAGAAUAUGAAUCCAAAUGAUGUUACCCUAGAGAAAGCAUUGGAGUUUUUGUCAAGUAAAAAUGUAAGACAAUCUGGCCGACCUAAGAACAAACCGAAGGUUGAAGAAGCUAUGGAGGUGCUAUAGCCCUAGCAACCAUGAGGACAUCAAAGCUUUUGCAAUGACUGCUACUAGCAUACAAGCUUCUUUGUCCCUGCCUUUUGCAUCUGGAGAUUAUUUUAACAGCAGAUGAGGGAUGGCAAUGGACUCUGGUAUUGGACCAUCCUUCUUGAUUAUAGAAGAUUUUGGUCCCUACUAAAUGAGUUUGGGAUGUCUUCUUAACUAUUGGGGAUUCAGGGGAUUCGACUGUAAGUUUAGAACAAGCUUCAUAUUUGGCAUAUAGACAUGCUAUUUUUUUAUUAAGAUAGUGCAGAUAUAGGAUACUUGUACAUCGUAAAUUUAUCUUUUUACCCGAAACCAGGGGAAAAAAAGAGUUCUCUAGAAAUGGAAAACUGUAACAUUGGAUAAGACCUUUGUUUGUUAUACAUUUGCAUGAAAUAAUUCACCAUUCUUUGU